AACCGUUCAGCCGUCUGUGGCGAAAUUGGAGACGCUUGUGGCGUUCGGCAGGGAGGUACGCAACAUGGUGACGUACAUGCAGUCAGCUAAACUCAACACCCAUUUGGACAAUCCACUCUUGCUGGCAGAGCUGGUCGCUAAGCUUCCACCCGACUUGCAGCUACAAUGGGGUAUGAACUUAGCAGCUCUUCCAGAACCAUCGCUUGGUGAUUUCUGUGCGUUUGUGUCGGCUUAUCGAACAGCGGCAUGCAAGGUGAAAUUGACGUCGGAUGUUGGUCUGAAUGAAAAAGCCACAAAAGGUGUUGUGAGAAAGGAGAAGCCAGUUUAUUUGAACGCACAUUCCGCCUCCGUGUCCUCAGCGCCUGGACCACCGGCUUCGAAAGUUACUCCGGAGCUAAAGCCGUGCCUGAUGUGCAAAAGUACAACGCACAGAGUCCGAACUUGUAAGCAGUUCGAAACGUUGCCGCUCGAAGAGAAGCUGAGGUUCACCAGUGAAAAGGGCAUGUGUAAGCAUUGUCUGGCGCCGCAUGGAAGGUGGCCUUGCCGAAACAAGCAGCCUUGCGGGAUCAAUGGAUGCCCUGAGCCCCACCAUAAACUGUUACAUCCAGGAAGUUGUUCGACUCUCAAGAGUCAAGGAUCGGAAUCUUCUGUAUCGGUAACCGCCCAUCAUCAACACCAGCAAGUCACCACAUUCUUCAAAAUACUUCCGGUGACUCUUCACGCGAACGGGAAGUCGGUGUCCACAUUUGCUUUUCUGGACGACGGAUCCGACCUGACGCUGGUCGAAGACGAACUUAUCGACGAACUGGGCUUGGUGGGCGAAAGAAUUCCGCUUUGCUUGCAGUGGACUAGUAACAUCACGAGAAGUGAGAGUAACUCUCGUAAGGUCGAGAUAGGUAUCUCAGGUGCAUCGAACAAUCGCAUCCAUCAGCUGGCGAACGUAAGAACCGUUGAGAGCUUGGAAUUACCGAAGCAGAGCCUGGAUUAUGAGAGUCUCUCGAAGCAGUUCCCUCAUCUGAGUAGACUCCCCAUCAGCAGCUACCGGACGGCCGUGCCACGAAUUCUUAUCGGUGUCGAUAAUGCCCAGCUCAACUUAGCUUUGAAGAAGAGGGAAAGAUCCGGAGGAGAACCUAUUGCUGCUAAAUUUCGCCUCGGAUGGGCAAUAUUCGGUGGAAGACGAGCACCUGAGACGAUAGGUAGUGCUUUCGUUCAUGUCUGCGAGAGAUCCAAUAGCCGCGAGCUCCAUGAACCGGUCCAGCAGUAUCUUGAAUUCGAAAACCUGGCGAUAUCCGGAUUGAAUCCACCCGAAUCCGACGAAGAUAGACGGGCCAGAAGAUUGCUCGAAAAGACGACAGUUCAUAUACCAUCCGGAAAGUUCCAAACUGGAUUGCUUUGGAAAAGCGAUGAGCCGGUUUUUCCGAACAAAUUUACCAAGGCAGUACGUCGACGCGGUUGUUUUGAAAAGCGCUUGCUGAAAGAUCCCGAACUGAAAACUAAUAUUGACAAACAAAUGAACGAUUGUCUACACAAGAGGUACGUUCACAAAGCAACGUCAGACGAGCUCCGCAACAGUGACAACGGAAAGAUUUGGCACCUGCCAAUCAGCGCAGUGCGACAUCCGAGCAAGUUAACAAAGGUGCGUGUAUUCUGGGAUGCUGCGGCUACGUAUGGAGGAAUCUUUCUGAGCUCCCAGCUUUUGAAAGGUCCGGAUUUGGUGAAGCCCCUUCUAUCUGUCCUCUGCCAAUUCCGACAGAAACAGUAUAUCAUCGCUGGGGACAUAAGGCAGUUGUUCCAGUUGAUUAUUCGUUCGGCAGAUAGAAACGCACAACGAUAUUUGUAUCAGGAGAAUUCAGAAGCUGCGCUCGACGUGUACAUGGACGUCGCAACGUUCGGGGCAACGUGCUCCCCGUGUUCAGCACAGUUUGCUAAGAAUGGAAACGCCCAGGAACAUAAAGAUCGUUAUCCGGAAGCUGCUGAAGCAAUUGUUGACAACACAUAUUUUGACGAUUUCCUUGCGAGCUGUGCCAUUGAAGAGGCAACGAAACUGGCUUUGGAAGUGAGUCUGGUCAACCGAUCAGUUGGUUUUGAGAUACCUAGUUGGCAGUCGCACUCCAAACACGUUCUGAAACGGGUUGGGGUGACUACUGGAGAUAAUUUUGUAGUCAACAUGGAAAAUUGCUCGCGGUGUGGUGGUCUACCCAACAGAAUUGCUAACCUGCAUCAUUUUGUGCACCGCUUUAAGCGCUUCAAACGGGAUCCUGUGGAAUCUAGUGAGUCCUGUGGUGGUCUGAAUCGUGAUGAUUGUGUGUCGGCGGAAACAGCCAUUUGGCGGGCUGUACAGCGACAGGUGUUUGCAGGAGAAAUUCAAGCGUUUAGAAGCAGUUCUGAGCCUUCACCGAAGCGGUGGAAGCGUAUCGGCAAGGGAAGUGUCCUAGCGAAGCUAUCAUCGAUGAUCGAUGAGUCCGGUGUUCUCCGUAAGGCGAGCAGAAUCGAUCACCUAGCGGCUCAUUAUUCGUUCGAAGUUCGAAAUCCUGAGAUAGUACCAAAAAAUCAUGAUGUAAUCACUUCUUUGAUGCUGCGAUUUUACCAAAGGUACGGUCAUGCCAAUUCCCAGACGGUACUGAACGAGAUCAAGCUACGUUACUACAUUCCCCGGAUGAGAGCCAGUUCGGAGAAGGCAUUCAAGACUCUCUCGCACCAUCAAAGGCUAGACGAUGAAGGACUGCGAACAUUGCUCUCGAAAGCAGAAUUGAUAGUCAACUCCCAUCCGCUGACGUUCGUGCCGCUGGAGGAUCCCAAGGAAGAAGUGCUGACUCCAAAUCAUUUCCUUUGGCUAAGUUCCGGCGAGGACAGCAAACCACCAAGGGUACCAAUCGACGAUGCUACACCUCUUCGACCAAACUGGAAGAUUAUUCAACACUUAACAAACCAGUUUUGGAAGCGCUGGGUGCAAGCUUAUCUACCUACUAUAGCCUGCAGGAUGAAAUGGUUCGCGGAAACGCGGCCGCUGAAGGUCGGCGAUCUAGUGGUCAUCGUAGACGAGUCCGUGCGCAACGGAUGGCUCCGAGGUAAAGUGGUGAGGACUUAUCCAGGACGAGACGGACAAGUUCACAAGGUCGGUGGAGACUUGCGACGGAUCUACUCUUCAAAGACCAGCGGUAAAGGUUGCUCUGUUGGACGUGCAGGAGGAGAGUAAAGUCGAUUGACUACGACGUUACGGGUUGGGGUGUUAGUAGAACUGGCAACCUUGGUACGGAGAUCGGACAAACGUCAACGCGUUGGCGCCGAAAAAGAAUUGUCAUUGUUAGAAAAUUGAUCGAAACUGCGACACGUUUUUUCCUGACCUGGCAGUUAGUUAGUUUUUAGUGAAUAGUUUUAGAGAAAACAGUAUGUAUUCAUUAUUAGUUGAUCCGAUAAUCUUUUAAUGUAUUUUGUUAUAGUAGGUGAAAUCUAUUUGGCUAGUUGCGCGUGAUUUGAGUGCUCGCGGGUUUGUGAGUCAGAAGAGGUUAGGUGAUAGAAAUUCCUUACUGCGCAAUUUGCCACUAAAAUAUUGUAUUUCCUUUGAUAGUUUGAGUGACCGUUCGGUUGUUCCGGUUAGGUGUACCGGGUUGAGCUCAAUUAGAGCGGUAGGAAAGAAAAAGCCUUCAAAUAGCCGGUGAUAUCCGACGGUUUAGGGUUGCCAGAGCUAGAGCUUAGGGUAAACGGCGAAACUUAUUUUCGAGUUCGUUCGCAUACAACGUACUACGGAACAGUUUUUAUUUCCCAC
Uranotaenia lowii is the source of this 3766-nucleotide messenger RNA. RefSeq lists its product as uncharacterized. Lineage: Eukaryota; Metazoa; Arthropoda; Insecta; Diptera; Culicidae. The coding region runs from base 65 to 3196 and encodes 1043 amino acids. The record is from RefSeq and is a predicted model, not a curated record. The transcript is spliced from 3 exons.